AUGGCUACAAGAAGAUUACAAAAGGAACUUAGUGAUAUCAAGUCAUGUGGAAUAAAAGCUUAUGAUCAUGUAGAAUAUGACGAAAGCUGUCUAUUGCAUUGGACAAUUCUGCUUGUUCCAGAGAAAGAGCCAUAUAACAAAGGUGCCUUCAAAAUCAACAUUGAUUUUCCUGCUGAUUAUCCAUUCAAGCCUCCGAAAAUUCUUUUCGCUACUAAGAUUUAUCAUCCUAAUAUUGAUGAGUUCGGCAAAUUCUGUUUAUCUAUAAUCACGCCUGAGAAUUGGAAACCUGCUACUCGUACGGAGCAAGUGUUGAUGGCAAUCUUGGGUUUGAUUCAAGAACCUGAACCAGAGCAUGCUCUCAGAGCUGACUUGGCUGAAGAAUAUACAAAAGAUCCAAAGAAGUUCUUUAAGAUGGCAGAAGAGUACACGAAGAAACACGCAGAGAAAAGGCCCAGUGAUUGUCCAUGA
Auanema sp. JU1783 is the source of this 468-nucleotide messenger RNA. NCBI's taxonomy places the organism in Eukaryota, Metazoa, Nematoda, Chromadorea, Rhabditida, Rhabditidae. The record is from the annotation of a GenBank genome assembly.